Zalophus californianus (California sea lion) is the source of this 705-nucleotide messenger RNA. Its product is annotated as 60S ribosomal protein L27a-like. Gene Ontology annotation, cellular component: cytosolic large ribosomal subunit; ribosome. Gene Ontology annotation, biological process: translation. The transcript has a single exon. Gene Ontology annotation, molecular function: structural constituent of ribosome. The record is from RefSeq and is a predicted model, not a curated record. NCBI's taxonomy places the organism in Eukaryota, Metazoa, Chordata, Mammalia, Carnivora, Otariidae. Bases 18 to 464 code for a protein of 148 amino acids.
CCGUCUGAGCUGCCGACAUGCCAUCCAGACUGAGGAAGACCCGGAAACUUCGGGGCCACGUGAGCCACGGCCACGGCCGCAUCGGCAAGCACCGGAAGCACCCAGGAGGCCGGGGUAAUGCUGGUGGCAUGCAUCACCACAGGAUCAACUUCGACAAAUAUUACCCAGGAUACUUUGGAAAAGUUGGUAUGAGACAUUACCACUUAAAGAGGAACCAGAGCUUCUGCCCAACUGUCAACCUUGAUAAACUGUGGACCUUGGUCAGUGAGCAGACACGGGUAAAUGCUGCCAAAAACAAGACUGGAGCUGCUCCUAUCAUUGAUGUGGUGCGAUCGGGCUACUACAAAGUUUUGGGAAAGGGAAAACUCCCAAAACAGCCUGUCAUCGUGAAGGCCAAAUUCUUCAGUAGAAGAGCAGAGGAGAAGAUUAAGGGUGUUGGGGGCGCCUGCGUUCUAGUAGCUUGAAGCCACAUUUGAGGGCGUUCAUUAAAUGCUAACAAGUGCUUUUCUCUUCUGGUCUGGGUGUAAAUGCUUUAGCACCCCUACCUCCUUACCUGUACAUCAGAAAUCCACCUAACAGAUUCUAGGAGUAAGGGUAUGAGGGCCUGAGACCCUCUGCCAACUCCCCUCAGAAAGUGUGAAAGAGAGCACCAGCACUUAGAGGACUUGGCCCAAUACCUAACUUGAACAUUUUCAUUUAUAACAU